AUGGGAAGUCUAGAUGCUAUGGAACAUGGUAAAGCAGCACAACAGGCAGUCAAAAAGGAAGCCCAAGCUUCUAAGAAGGCUGAAACGUUCGACAAUGCGACUACCUCGCCUUACUUUUCUGAAAGUGAUGCAGUCCGUGUAGCACAAGGAGUGACGGGAGCAGUAGUAGACAAAGGAUCACUAAAGAAAUUUAUGUUGGAAUGA
Molecule: messenger RNA, 204 nt
Organism: Melampsora larici-populina 98AG31
Lineage: Eukaryota; Fungi; Basidiomycota; Pucciniomycetes; Pucciniales; Melampsoraceae
Exons: 3
Coding region: 1-204 (67 amino acids)
Source: RefSeq, a predicted model, not a curated record